GGCAAGGCACGCGUGAAGUCACUGAUGGAGAAAUUUAACAGGGGUAACGGCCCCACAGAGGAUGUUUCUGGUAACAGUCGACCCUUCAAAGUCCCAGGACCACCUAUCCAUUCAGGAGGAUUACAGAUGAGGAAAGCAGCCCUUGAGAAAUUUGCAAGUCAAGGAAAUGCAGCUUCUUCAGGACCCGGUACCUUUCACAAACCUGUUCAUCCGAAGCCUCCUCUGGGGGUCAAGCCUUCAACUGAUGAUAAAACAGAGAAGGAUCCAAAGCCGCCAUAUUUGAAACCAGUGGCACAAAAGUUUGGGGUUCAGUUUCAGGCAACUAACAGAGAAAAUGAUGGAAAAGCUGGAUGCACUAAAGCCCCUACCAAAACCAGUGACUUAGCAAAAGAAGAGUCAAAGCCUCUGUAUCCAAAACCUGCAGGAAACAAGUUCCUUAACUCUGCUCCUUAUGAGAAAGAAAAAAGUCCUCUGGGAACAAAACCAAAUUCAAAUUUUGUACCACAGGAGAGUGAGGCAAAACCAGCAUUUUCAAAAGUGACUGCAGUUAAGGAAAAGUUCAUGUCUGCAACACAAGAAAAUGAGCCCAAGCCUCCUUUCUCUAAACCACCUCUUGCACAGAAACCCUCUGUAAACCAUGAGGGCUCUCACAACGAAGACACUUCUAAUAAAAAUAUUUUUCUGCAAAAAGGACUGUCAGGCCCUAGACCAAAUAUACACUCAUUUAAAGCAGCAAAGGAAAUGGAUGAAAAUAGUAAUCCUGCUGCAGAAGCUGCAGGCAGUCAUUUUUCUAAUGUGGCUCUGAAGCCUACUGGCCACUGGUCCAGCUCAUCUCAAGGCAUCCCAAAAAACGUGGAGGAAAAGACUGAAGAAAAGGGAAUGAGUGCUGCCAAGAACAUCUUUCUCAAUAAAAUUAUCCAGGAAGAAUCAGGUUCUUCUUCUAAGUUCCGUAAGACGAACACAGGGCUUGCUGCAGGAACGCCAUUAGGUGGAUCACAAGAGAAAGAGGAUGGGGACAGGAGCUCAGGAAUCCCCAAGAGGAAAUCCCUGCCUCCACUGUUCAAGCUGGGCCAGCCCCCGCAGAAGCCCAGCAGACCUCCCAAUGUGGACCUGGAAAGAUUCCGGAAGAGCAUCCCAAAAGAUAACUCUAAAGAUGAAGGUUUGAAACAGAUAGCACCUUCCUCAGGAGCACUCUCCCCACCUGUACCUCCACCACACUCUGCUACGCAGUUGCCACCUCCUCCACCAGCCUCUCACCCAUGCCUGCAGUCCGCAGCAGCUCCCAGCCUGCCUCCCAGAAACAUCAAGCCCAGCUCUGAAACAAUGAGCCACGCCGUGGCCUGUUGUCAUAACACUGAGAACCUUCUGGCGCAUACGAGGCUCCUUUCGUUAUCCUCCUUCAAAGAGCUGCGUACAAAAGGGGAACCUCCCAGCGACAAAGAGUUAAAAGCACUUCGGUCUAGUGUCAAAAUUGACCGGAAACAAGCUGAGCCUGAAUAA
Molecule: messenger RNA, 1500 nt
Organism: Cariama cristata (Red-legged seriema)
Lineage: Eukaryota; Metazoa; Chordata; Aves; Cariamiformes; Cariamidae
Product: FYN-binding protein-like
Exons: 3
Coding region: 25-1500 (491 amino acids)
Biological process (GO): integrin-mediated signaling pathway; T cell receptor signaling pathway; protein localization to plasma membrane
Cellular component (GO): plasma membrane
Source: RefSeq, a predicted model, not a curated record